CGUUCGUGGUUCGUUUUUGAAAUCAGAGACAAAAUUUACUGACAAUAUAACAAUAUCGUUGUUUUCUUCUGGAUGAAUAACCUAAACAAUUAAUGGAUUAUAAGCUGUAUGUGAUGACAUGCAAUACCAAUGCCGAGGAAUAUGUCGAAUAAACUUAAUAAACGCAGUGAGUCGGACACUGAAACAAGAUCUAGAAAACAAUUCAAACAUGGCGGAUAAAAAGUAAACAAAAAGGGGAAUGGGGCAGUGGAUUACAGUUUAGAUUUACAAUAAGGAAGAAAACCUUCAGUCUAUGCUUAAUACUUAUGAUUGGUGCAGACAUCGGAAGGUCAUCAUCAACACAAACUAGUCAAAAUGCAUACACUUCAGAAAAGGCAGGGUUACAAGGUCAGAUUAUGUAUUCAAAAUCAAUAACAAUAUAUAAGAAACAGUCGAAAGUAACAAAUGUCUUGGACUUACAUUUCAUGAAAAGGUAAUUAUUCGACAAGCUGCGAUUUGCUUUCAAAAUCCGAGGGACGUGCUCUUGGACGUCUGAUAAAUAAAGUACACAGUUUGAAAGACUUGGGAUUCUGGACCGUCGAAAAAUUGUUACUAGUAUGUCGCACCUGUACUGAAUUAUAGCGCUUCCACCUGGGGCGAAACACAAUUUCAAGGCCUCGACAUUAUACAACAUUGAGCACUUCGAUACUUCUUGGGUGUGCCUGGCAUUAUACGGGAUACAGAACCAGCAUGACAGAUCAAUUUUCGAGCUUGCUAAAUAGCACCCUUGACACCUUAGGCUACUCAAUAGAAAAUAUAUCGCUGAGAGCUAAGGUUUCGAAAACAGUUAAAGGAAUGUGCAGCGAAAGAUGUACUAAACAAUUUGGUCUGAAACUACUCUCUGCAGGAAGUAAAGCAGAAGGUGUUUCACCAAUUUUCGCAAGUGAUGAGGACUCCAUGUUGGUCUAUACUGAUUACGUCUGUGUGGAUUUUGGUGACAUCGGAAACGGCAUAUAUGUUAUAAUGAGAUAUUUGGACGAAUCACCACCAGGAUAUAUCAAGUUACGACCGCUGGGUGCGCGGAAUAUAACAGCGUUGCCGUGGUUGCUUAUAUUCUCAAUGUAUGUAACUAACUUAGAUAUUGUCUUGUUAUCGAGCAUGAGCUUUCGAAAUUUUUUAACUUUGAUAUACAGUAGACUCAUGCCCUAUCUAGGGUCGGCGAACAAAGUAUCAAAGGUUAGUGGACCAGCAUUAGCUCUAACUGUAAACCGUUGUAUGUUGAACCAUGUAUUUUCAUCAGAUAUUUAUGCUGACAUUGUUCCUGCGUUACCUUACUAUUCUUCCUCAAUUCUGGAACAGUGGAAAGACCGUAAGCGGUUGUAUGAAUGGCCAACUACGGACACCAUAAAAGAAGUGUCAACUACAGAGGGAUAUGUUGUUCCUGUUGGACACAAGCAGAGUGAGGAACAGAAUUUCGAGUGGAGAGUUUGCUACACGACCGGGGAACAGAAGCUUUUAGGCAGCUUGAAUGAGGUUCAGAUUAAACUUUAUGUUUUGCUUAAAAUGAUAAACUCGUGUGUAAUCAAAGGUCAAGUUGACUGCCUUACAUCUUAUAUGAUUAAAAAUAUUGUCAUGUGGGUUUCAGAAACAUGUCGCACUGGCACAUUCACACCAGACAAUCUUUCGCGUGUGGUACUCCAAAGCUUAGCAUUUUUAAGAAACUGUCUUCUUUACAGUAACUUUCUUCCAAAUUACAUGAUUUCAGACAGAAAUCUUUUAUUUGGUAAGGUUGAAGUUCAAGAAAAACUUAAACUCGGGAAAAUAAUAGCAGAAUUAUUACACGAGGGUGAACAUAUCUUUCUUAGGUGUGAAAAGCUAAAAAAUGCCAUGUUCAUCAUGUGUGCAAAUCCUGCACUCGCAUUUAGAUUUCGGGCAUGGAGAAACGAAAUUGAAGAACUCUUCUUAUUUGCACAUGUGAACAUCUUUUCAAAAAUAAAACCCGACAUGGUAUUAAGGUCGACUUUCUCGUACGAUCUAUUAUUUGAAUAUAUGAAAGACAAAUCGUUUGUAGAAACUGUUAUCAGACUUUUCAACUUGUUGUCGAUUGAUGAAAGAACACUUUUCGGCAAUGGGUUUCAAAGCUUUGAGGACAUUGAUAAAUGGCUAGACAGAUUGUUUUCAUAAUUUCAGCAGUUCAUAAAAAGGAACUUAUUGUGUCAGGAUACGAGUUAUAUGACCCGGGGAAGUGCCUACGCCUUUAGUAUCUUGAACAAUGAAAUUGGUCCUAUCGCUAAGGUGACUAUGUCUUAGACUAGCUAACAAACGAUGUAGAAUGUCCUUUGUUAAAUAUCUCAUAUAUAGAAUUUUUCUCUGGCUAGGUACCAAUGAUUCGUAAAUGAUUUUCAUUAUGAGCUAAACAAUUUCAGGGAUCAGGCAAAUCACUAAAUGUUUCAAACAUUUUUCGAUUAGCUCAAACUCCUAUAGGCUGGAGACUCUAUACUUGACUGGCCUUUUUGUUGAUGUUCCCGUCAGACAAUGUCUUUAAAUCAACAACAUACGAGUCCUAUCGCAUAGAUGCUCGGCCUUUGUCCUCUUAAUUGAAGUUACAACUCUAUAUAAAUACCUUGACUCCUGGAAUGCUCAGCGCCUAUAUACUAUCCUUGUUAUAUUCCCGAUGUCUUGGCUGUACUUCACCAAUAAUGCUGAACCGUCUAAAAGCUGGAACUAUCCUACUAUCUCAGUAGAUUAUUAAACUCUGGGUCUCUGUCUCAGCUUUCCGAUGCUCAGCCUAUAUUUGCUAUCGUCUAUAGUAUUCAAUUACCUUUAAGGUUAAACUCCUAUGCGCCGCCCUAUAGCUCGAAACCUUAUUGAAAUUCUGUAACUCUUCUUUAGUCUAUGAACUUACAACGUCUUCUUUUUUAUCUCCCCGCCAAAGGCGAAGGGGAUAUUAGAAAUGCGUCCGUCCGUCCGUGUGUCCGCAACGAUCUUUGUCCGGAGCAUAACUCCAAAAGUACUGGAGGGAUUUUCUUCAAACUUCAUACAUUGAUAGAACAAAUUGGGAGGAAGUGCAGUGUGCAAGAACAAUGACUCUACCUUGCCUAUUUCUGAGUUAUUCCCCUUUAUCAUAUUUUCUUAAAACAUUUUGUCCGGAGCAUAACCCCAAAAGUACUUGAGGGAUUUUCUUCAAACUUCAUACACUGAUAGAACACAUUGGGAGGAAGUGCAGUGUGCAAGAACAAUAACUCUACCUUGCCUAUUUUUUUGAGUUAUUCCCUUUUAUCAUAUUUUCUUAAAAGCAUUUGUCCGGAGCAUAACUCCAAAAUAACUGGAGGGAUUUUCUUCAAACUUCAUACACUGAUAGAACACAUUGGGAGGAAGUGCAAUGUAUAAGAACAAUAACCUACCUUGCCUAUUUUUUGAGUUAUUCUGCUUUAUCAUAUUUUCUUAAAACAUUUUUUCUGGAGCAUAACCCCAAACUUACUGGAGGGAUUUACUUUAAACUUCAAACACUGAUAGAACACAUUGGAAGGAAGUGCAGUGUGCAAGAGCAAUAACUCUACCUUGCCUACUUUUUGAGUUAUUCCCCUUUAUCAUAUUUUCUUAAAAAAUUUGUCCGGAGCAUAUCUUCUUCAUGCAUGGCACAAAUGUUUACCUCCACGAGGCAGAGUGUCAUGCACAAGAACCAGGUCCCUAGGUCUAAGGUCAAGGUCACUCUUCGAGGUCAAAGGAUACAAGAAUGAAAACCUUGUCCGGAGCAUUUCUUCUUCAUGCAUAAAGGGAUUUUGUUAUAACUUGGCACAGAUGUUCAACACCACGAGACGGAGUGUCAUGCGCAAAUCCAGGUCACUAGGUCUAAGGUCAAGGUCACACUUAGAGGCCAAAGGUCAAAUACAAGAAUGACUUUGUCUGAAGCAUUUCUUCUUCAUGCAUGGAGGGAUUUUGAUGUAACUUGGCACAAUUAUACACCAUCAUGAGACGAAGUGUCAUGCGCAGUUCCCUUUAGAAUUACUUCCCUUUGUUGUUACUUUAAAUAGCUUUUAUUGUAACUUUUUUAUUACUAGUCGUAGGGAAAAAUCGAGACCACUUUUCUGUAGUACAACAUGCAUGCUAUAUCCAAUUUUGAGGUGUAUUUUGACCAAUCUCUACCUGAUAAAGAUUUUUGUGUGGACUUGCAAUUUUUUUUUUAAGAUUAACCUCCCUUAGUUGUUACUAUAAAUAACUUAUUUUGUAACAUUUUUAUAACUGACCGUAGGGAAGAAACAAGACCACUUUUCUGUUGUACAACAUAGAUGUUACUCUCCAAUUUUAGGUGUAUUUUACUAUAUAUAAGGUAUCUCUACCUGGUAAGGAGUUUUUUUGGACUUAAAAAAAACAAAAGACUUACAAUGAUUACUGAACAACCACAAAAUUAACAUUCCAUUUGCAAAUUUGCAAAUACAGCUGCUAGAGUAAAGAAAUUUGUUGCGACGGGCAUAUAUUGUGACAUUCUGGCACUCUUGUUCCCUGUAAGCUUUCCUUUCCAUUCCUUCUAUUUACAAUAGCCAUAUAGAAAAACAUCAUAGCUAUACUGUUCAUGAAAAUUAAUAAAAUUUAGUAGUAAACCACCUUACUACUGACUUAUUCUUUCUUCCACAUCUUUAAAACCCCUGAUGCGGACCACAGCUAAACGGUUUUUCAAAGCUUUCCCCAAAAUUAAUACUUUCAGACACUAACUUGCUAGGAACUUUAGCCUUCAAUUAUAAUAUGCCCGGCGGGGGGAUUAGCCAUGUGUAACAUGGCUCUUGUUAAUAAUUUAUCCGCCCUGACAGGGUAGUUGCAAUAACCUCCUUAUCAAGGUACUGGGAUAAAUUAUUAGUUGAAUCCUCGAUGUGUCUUCAACCGCUGGAUACCGAAUGCCCUCUCUGUCAUCCAUCGACCUGUUUAUACUUCAGCAGAGUCUGACGUGCUGUUUUUAGAACAUGUUUCUGAUUGAUCCAAAUUUAAACAUAGCUUUUUACAACGAGUACUUGCUCUGUCAAAUAUCUGGUUCACUUUAACUUUUGUAUAUGACAUAAUGUGUGAUGUUGGAGUUCAGCUUUCCACAUAAUGAACCCAGAUCAGCCACAAAUUCCCCGAAUUCUAUUAUUAACAGCAAUUCAACAAUAAUUAAAGCAAUGAUAGUAUGGAAUGGGAGUCAAGCACUAUCUGUGCUUAAUGUGUUACGUUAUCAAUAUAUCAAACAUACAAAUUAUUCUGACAAUAUGGUAUUCAUAUAGUUACAUGCAAAUUUAUGAUCACAGUUGGACAAUUAAUGGUAACCAACCAUCUAUGAUCCAAUGUUUUAAUAGAGUAAUCAGAUAGUUUCUUACAAUCAUAUGAAUUAGAUAUUUAUCAACGUAAGAUAACUGUUAUUAUCUUAAGGGGACGCAUACUUUGAAAUUAGAAAAAAGUGGGUGGGGUAUUAUAAAAUUUACCUGUAAAAAAGUACAAGGUUUUGGUAAAUGAAAUGAAUACUGUUUCAACUGUUAUAAGUACACAAAGGAUUGCUCACUAAAAUAAAAAUGAGAAAAACUGAAACAAGAAAGUUAUUGUUGAAUUACAUAAGACUUCUUGUGUACAUUCAAAGUCAACAAUUAAGACUUUUUGGUGCAAAAACAAUAGUGCUUCACUUUGUCCAAACAUUUAUCAAUGUCCUACAGAUUCUAAUUUAAAGAAAGAAUGUGAAAUAAGUUCACUGUCUUGCUUUUCAUUUCGCAUAUGUGAGCUAAAACACAUCAUUUAGUUUGUUUACAAAGUAGUGCAUAAGAAAAGAUACGGUGGUCAAGGAAUGCCAUAUUCCAAAACUAAAAGAGUAUAUUCCCCUUAAUACAUUAAACAUUUAUCGUUACAAAAGUCUAGUGGCUUACAAUAAAGGCCUAGAAAUGUUGCCAUUAUUAAUUUUUAACUUGGUAUUCAUGAACUACAAUGCACUAAAAUAUCAGAACACAUUCAACAAACUUUUGAAAAUGUAUUGUCUUAAAAAUCCCAAAAAUAAGGUAUGAAAUUUGGUUGAGAGGUCCAAUCAAUGUGUAUAUGUGCAAAAGCAACAUUCUAAUCUUGUUCACAAAAGUUACUAAUACACAGCAGGAAUGUCAAUGAUCAAAACUGGACGAAUAUACAGUUAUCCUCACUUUAAUGUCAUUUAUAAUUUGUCCUUGAAUUCUCCACCAUACUUUUCAUAACUCUGUUUGCACGAGUUGCACGAGAAUGCUGUCAUUCACGUAAAAAAACGGGGUCAAAGAAGUUGUAAAUGCAAUAUCAUCUAAACAUAAUUAAUGGAUUAUGCAGUUCAAGAUAAACUUUAUCUCAUAACGUAUCGAACAUAUAUAAUGUUGUAACAACAACUUUACUUACACUGAUUUAAGUAGCAGUCGGUUUAUAAGCGACUUUAUUGAUUCAUUUUGUGUUUGUUAUUGUUGUCAAAAGUAUAACGGAAGUGCCUCACAACUGAAGCGGAAACCAGUUUGAUGCGCAAAGAAGUCCACUGUAAGUAAUAUUUUUUGACAAAUGUCCACAGAAAUUAAUAAUUUUCUAAUAUUAAAGACGAAUAUCUGAAUAGGAUUCAUUAUUUGAUAAGAAAUUAUAAUCAUCGACAUGUUUUUUUAAAAAUCGUACACGUGCUGACACCUAAGUUGUCUCCCGUUGUUUAUUAGAGUUACCUUUCGUCCGUCGCAGUAAUACAUUUGCAGUGAAUCGCCCAGAAGUCGUGGGAAAAUUAAAAACCAUGUAAACAAACUAAAAUUAACCACCUUUUCAAGAUGAAUUUCAAGUGAUCGACAUUAUGCAUUUAACCCGCCUGACCUGUGUAGCAUCUUAGAUAUCUGUUCUAAGGUAUUCAUUGCGUAUAAUGUCAUGUUAUGCCCUUGCAAUGCUAAUCCCACUCUGAUUUUUUUGUUUACCUGUUAACAUUUUUUAUCAAUGAGAAAUAUGGCGUCCAUCCCGAGAUGAACUGACGUGGCGUUAAAUUUUUACAUGUUUAAGCAAACCUGGUGUGUUAGAAAGAAAAUCUCAUCCCUUCAACAUUAUUUGGAACACUGUUAUUGUAAAAAACCUGUUUUUUCCUUAUACAAAAGCUUAAUAUUUUGUGUUGAAUGUACUUUCACAAAGACCUCUGUUUUCCUAUAACAUUCAUAGUACCACAUCCUUAUCCACAAAAUACUGAAUAUUACAGGUGUCCAUCAGUAUUAUAUCAGUUUAGGAAUAUGUUUUUUAUUUUCCCACCAUCGAUUUCUUGAAUAUGCACCCCUUCCGCAUUGCUGUAUGAACUGUGAAUGUAGCAAUAUGCGUCCCCUUAAUGCACAUGAAGCAUUACAUUUGAAGGAAUGAAUCAAUAUCAUUUAAUGAUGAUUUUUUAAGUUGACAAGGUGUCAAUCAAAGCUUUAGAACACUUCCGCAAACUAAAUAAAUUAAGUAAAGUUAAACUGCAUUUUUAUGACCCCGAAGGGAGGCAUAUAGUUUUUGAACCGUCUGUCGGUCUGUCAGUCUGUCGGUCUGUCAGUCUGUCAGUCUGUCCGCAAUUUUCGUGUCCGGUCCAUAUCUUUGUCAUCGAUGGAUGGAUUUUCAAAUAACUUGGCAUGAAUGCGUACCACAGUAAGACGACGUGUCGCACGCAAGACCCAGGUCCGUAGCUCAAAGGUCAAUGUCACACUUAGACAUUAAAGGAUAGUGCAUUGAUGGGCGUGUCCGGUCCAUAUCUUUGUCAUCGGUGGAUGGAUUUUCAAAUAACUUGGGAUGAAUGUGUACCACAGUAAGACGACGUGUCGCGUGCAAGACCCAGGUCCGUAGCUCAAAGGUCAAGGUCACACUUAGACGUUAAAAGAUAGUGCAUUGAUGGGCGUGUCCGGUCCAUAUCUUUGUCAUCCAUGGAUGGAUUUUCAAAUAACUUGGCAUGAAUGUGUACCACAGUAAGACGACGUGUCGCGUGCAAGACCCAGGUCCGUAGCUCAAAGGUCAAGGUCACACUUAGACGUUAAAGGUCAUUUUUCAUGAUAGUGCAUUGAUGGGCGUGUCCGGUCCAUAUCUUUGUCAUUCAUGCAUGGAUUUUAAAAUAACUACGCAUGAAUGUGUGACACAGUAAGACGACGUGUCAUGCGCAAGAACCAGCUCCGUAGGUCAACGGUCCUAAACUCUAACAUCGGCCAUAACUAUUCAUUUAAAGUGCCAUCGGGGGCAUGUGUCAUCCUAUGGAGACAGCUCUUGUUUAUAAACAUGUUGUUUAGCUAACGGUAAAUAGAAUAAAUGAAUAUAUUAGUGACAUUAGUAAGGAACUGUGACAAAUAUCAUCUACCGUUUUAUUUCGGAUUCGACAAAUUACUGGAAACAGACAAAAAAAUGACAAAAGCUCCACGUGUAAGGCCUUUCAUAUGACAACAAUAGUCAACAUCUUUUGAAUUUGAAAAGUUAUUAAAAUUUUACUCAAUUAGUUUCUUUUUUUCUCCAUUGUUAUGCCCUCAUAAAACAUUUUCCGUAUUUCUUCCCAACAUUUAUUAUUACUUUGUAAUCUGAAAAUCACCUGAGAAUCAACUUUUUUGCCUUUUACACGGUAUAAUAUUAUCAUAUAAUAUUCUUUGAGCAGAAUCAUCGUCAAGGAAAUAAUCUAUAUUGUUUAAACAGAGAAUGUAGUAAGUCGCUAGUUGUAGCUGUAUGGUAGCCAACGCGAACUGAGCAUUUUACUUACGGAUACUUAAGGUUCUGAGCCUGUAAAGACAACUGGAAAUACCAAGUCGUUUAAUUUUCUUACUUUUCUCCUUGUGCGAUUUCAAAUUUCUUUCUUCGGUUAUUUUGGAAUGUAAUUGCCUGUUAUUGCCGACUAUACCGAAAUCU
Molecule: messenger RNA, 8820 nt
Organism: Mercenaria mercenaria
Lineage: Eukaryota; Metazoa; Mollusca; Bivalvia; Venerida; Veneridae
Exons: 3
Coding region: 730-2163 (477 amino acids)
Source: RefSeq, a predicted model, not a curated record